AUGGCAAAUGAUUUCGACCUUAAUACAGUACCUAUGGCAGAAGGUGCUGAAGAAUUUGAACAACAGACGGACUCACCCAAUGAAAUUAUUGUCAGUCAAUCAAGUUCUAAAAAUAUGAAAAACUACACUAGCUCUGAUGAGGUCAUAAACCAAGCCAUUGGUGAAGAGGAGCUAGAUCCCGAGGAGGGAAUGUGCUUCGGCACAUUAGAAGAUGCGCGUGCAUAUUAUUACCGAUAUGCGGCUAGGACUGGAUUUGUCGUCAAAAUAAGAACCACCGGCUGGGAGACUAGAAACGAUCAGAGGGUGGUUGUUAAUCAGGCUUUGCAUUAUAACAGAGAUGGAUACUGCACAUCCCGUGUAAAGACACCCAAGAGAAGGAAAACGGUGGCCUCAACAAACUGCAAAGUCCGUUGCUAUUUGGCAUUAGAUAAAAUGACAGGACAGUGGAGGAUUUCUCGAGUAGAGUUAUCCCACUCACACCCGCUUAAUCCGAAUCUAUCUGGAAUGUUCUCAGCAAACCGUCAGCUAAUUAUGCAUGUGAAGGACUUGAUACAACAAAAUGACCAAACUGGCAUUAGACCGAGUAAGACGUACCAGGCACUAGCCAAUGCCGUUGGUGGCCCUGCUAACCUCACCUUUACAGAGAAGGAUGUUAGAAAUUACAGUAGUCGUCACUUACGCAUUUUCAGGGAUGAGACAGAUCCAAAAGAGUUACUUAAGCACUUCUUACGGAUGAAGGUGCUCAAUCCGAACUUUUUCUUUGAAAUAGAUGUGGACGAAAACCAUAGCAUUAGAAAUGUGUUUUGGGCCGAUGCUCGGUGUAGAGCUGCAUGGGAAUAUUUUGGUGAUGUUAUGACGUUUGACACUACUUACAAGACUAAUAGGUACGACAUGCCAUUUGGGUCUUUCAUAGGUGUCAACCACCAUGGGAUGUCUAUGCUUCUUGGGUGCGCAUUAUUACGGAAUGAGGACACUCAUCAGUCGCUGCAGAUGCGUUCUGCAUUAGAGACCACAUUACCACACACACGCUAUAGAUGGUGCAUAUGGCAUAUCCUAAACAAGAUACCAAACAAGCUGGUAGGUUACCGUCGUUUCGAUCAGCUUAUCAUAUGCAUGAAGAGGAUUGUGUUUGAAUCCAAAUCAAAGGACUCAUUUGAGAGAGAUUGGAACGAUUUCAUUGAAGAGUAUGACCUCCACAAUUCUAGGUGGCUAAAUGAUAUGUUUGCUGACCGACACAUGUGGGUGCCAGUAUUUUUCAAUGACGAAUUCUGGGCUGGCAUGAGGAGCACAUAG
Molecule: messenger RNA, 1293 nt
Organism: Arachis stenosperma
Lineage: Eukaryota; Viridiplantae; Streptophyta; Magnoliopsida; Fabales; Fabaceae
Product: protein FAR1-RELATED SEQUENCE 5-like
Exons: 5
Coding region: 1-1293 (430 amino acids)
Source: RefSeq, a predicted model, not a curated record